Molecule: messenger RNA, 1471 nt
Organism: Neoarius graeffei (lesser salmon catfish)
Lineage: Eukaryota; Metazoa; Chordata; Actinopteri; Siluriformes; Ariidae
Gene: tmem98
Product: transmembrane protein 98
Exons: 7
Coding region: 155-817 (220 amino acids)
Cellular component (GO): endoplasmic reticulum
Source: RefSeq, a predicted model, not a curated record
CUCCAGCUCCGCGCGCGCACCGAGCAGCUGCUUUGUUUUUUUGUGAGGAAAAGAGAGAGAGAAAAAAAAACGCGUCAAAAAUGGAGGAACACAGAUGAACACCAGACAUCUGGUUAAAGCCUCUGAUUGCAUCCCCUGCAUCUGAAACAUCACUAUGGAGACUGUGGUUAUUGUGGCCAUUGGCGUGUUGGCCACCAUUUUCCUGGCAUCUUUUGUGGCACUGGUGGUUGUGUGUCGUCAUCGUUAUUGCCAUCGGCCCAACCUUCUGCAUCACUUCGAGUCCAAACCCACAGUGGAUCUGAUUGGCGCGAUGGAGACUCAGAGCGAGCCAUCCGAGUUGGAGCUGGACGACGUGGUCAUCACCAACCCACACAUCGAAGCCAUCCUGGAGAACGAGGAGUGGAUCGAAGAUGCCUCUGGUCUAGUGUCUCAUUGCAUUUCCAUCCUGAAGAUCUGCCAUACUCUGACAGAGAAACUUGUUGCCAUGACGAUGGGUUCUGGAGCAAAGGUAAAAGCCCCUGCCAGCCUUAGUGACAUCAUCACGGUGGCUAAACGCAUCAGCCCCAGGGUAGAUGAUGUGGUUCGGUCGAUGUAUCCACCACUGGACCCAAUCCUCCUCGAUGCUAGGGCUACCGCAUUGCUGCUGUCCGUUAGUCACUUAGUCCUGGUGACGCGGAACGCCUGUCACAUGUCUGGCAGCCUGGACUGGAUCGACCAAUCACUGCACGCAGCUGAGGAUCACAUGGUAGUGCUCAGGGAGGCAGCCUUGGCAUCAGAACCCGAGAGACGACUACCAGAAAGAGAGCAGUCCAUCUGAGUCUCUCUCACACACACACACACACACGUGUAGGGGACUGCGAUAGAGAAAAUGUCACACAGUCCACAUGUAUACUUCGCAAUAGACUUUUUUUGCACAAACACCUGAUCUUUUAUCACCACUUUUUUUUUUUUAAAUGUUACAUUGCUUACAGCAGUGGUUACAAUCACUUUCUACUUUUUCCACUAUUAAUGCAAAUGAAUUGAAACAAAAUCAGGGGCACUUGUACUACUGCCUCCAAAUCAGCUGAAUGGUGAACAUAACAGAUUUAAUAUGCACACUAUUCACAAGUGUUUCGUCACGUAGUCAUAUCGUAUAAAAUGUGGAGUUAGUUAAGAAAUGACACACUAGAGCUUAUAUAUUGUUAGAGAAAGAUAUCAAACACUUCGAGUCAUAAACGCUCUCUCUCUCACCAUUUUUAUGGCCUGUAAUCCUAAGUCACAUGAUGUUUAAAGCCUUUCUAAUUCCCAAACCUCACCACACUGUUCAUGUUUAAGCUGGUUGUGUUGGCAUUUGUGAAGUGCGAGAGCAAAGUCUUAACCAGUGCCAGCCUAAUAUUGAGCACGUGCUAUUGUAGCAUUAUAAUUAAGUUAUAAAAGCACACCAGAUGUGGUGAAGUUUGGGUUAAAAAAAAAUGAUUAAGUAUUCCUUUAU